Molecule: messenger RNA, 711 nt
Organism: Acanthamoeba castellanii str. Neff
Lineage: Eukaryota; Discosea; Longamoebia; Acanthamoebidae
Exons: 6
Coding region: 1-711 (236 amino acids)
Biological process (GO): proteasome-mediated ubiquitin-dependent protein catabolic process
Cellular component (GO): nucleus; cytoplasm
Molecular function (GO): protein binding
Source: RefSeq, a predicted model, not a curated record
AUGAACUUCUUCGUAAUCGAGGGCUACAAGGAUGCUGCCGCCGUCUUCCAGAAGGAGGCCUCCGUUGACCCCGACAUGGACCUGGAGUCCAUCACGGGGCGAAUGGAGGUGCGCACGUCGGUGCAGAACGGCGACAUCCCCGCCGCCAUCGAGAAAGUCCAGCAACUCGACGCCGAGAUUCUGGACGAGAACACGGAGCUGGUGUUCCACCUGAAGCAGCAGCAGCUGAUCGAGCUCAUCCGCAAGGGCGACGUCGACGCGGCGCUCGAAUUCGCGCAGCGAGAACUCUCCUCGCUCGGCCAGGACAACCCGCAUUUCCUGGGGGAGCUGGAGCGCACCAUGGCCCUGCUGGCGUUCGACGUCACCAACACGACCUCGCCGGUCGCCUCCCUCCUCGAAGCGCGACAACGACUCAAGGUGGCGAGCGAGGUCAAUGCCGCCCUCCUCAUCAACCAAGGCCAGGAAAAGGAGGCCAAGCUGGUGGACCUGCUGCGGAUGGUCAAGUGGGCGCAGGACAAGGUGGCGGGACAGGGAGCGACCUUCCCGCACCUCACCAACCUGGCCGACGCCUCCUUCUCGUCUUCUUCCUCCUCCUCCACGUCCUCCUCUUCGUCGUCGUCGGCCACCUCAUCUUCGUUGUCCUCCUCCGCCGGCGCUUCCUCCUCGUGGAUCAGCUCCUCGGGUUCGCUUCUCUUCAAGCCUUCAAGUUAG